AAAUGCCAUAUUACAUGGUAUGCUACUGCAUUUUAGGAAGCAUCCUGUGACAAAUUAUUUUAUUUUGAAAUUGAAUUUGUACGUUUGUUGAAUCCCAUAAACUUGAAACUGAAUGGACAAGUAGUCUAACCCUGGCUGCAGUGUGCAGGCACUAGGACUAGGACACUAGGUGGCGAUACUGCUCUGAGAUGUGCAGAGCCGUGGAGGAGUGAGUUGGACGCCAACAAUAUCCGGUAAACAAAGAUGGCGACUGCUAACUUCAACAGAUUGUCGUAGUUAUCAUGGAUUAUUUAAACUGAAACCAACUGUGUGUCGACAACGUACACCCCUCUCCCCUAUCUGCGAAGUACCCGAUUCAUCACAGUUAUGUCUACAGAAGUCAUCAUGAAAGCCUCUUCCACUGUGUCCAUCCGUGGACCCGGAGAUGGUAUGGAGAUGGACAAGCCGGUGCUGGCCCCGGAGAUCUCCACGGAGAUACCACUGCUGAAAGUGGCCACCCCGAGAGUGAGUCCUCGGCGGGCUGCCCUGCUGGCACCAGCACCAACACCGCCUCAGGCUCCUGGCGUGUUGCACCUCGGCAAAGUGAGCCGCGAGGCUUGCACAGAGGUGGAAGCCAUCCGUAUUGUGGUUCCGCGAGCCGCCAUCAGCAGGAGCACACGGGCCGGACCCCAUGAGGAGGGGAGGGGAGACUAUGGGAGAGGUGAGAAGGGGUCGCCCCUGCAUGGGGAGGACCACUCCUCCGACCUGCUGGAGUGGAAGAGUGCCAUGGAGAAGCUGCAGAACUCAGAGCGCAGGCUGCUGCAGGAUAAAGAGGGUCUGUCCAACCAGUUACGGGUGCAAACUGAGGUGAACAGAGAGCUGAAGAAGCUGUUGGUGGCGUCGGUGGGGGACGACCUGCAGUAUCACUUUGAGCGGCUGGCGCGGGAGAAGAACCAGCUGAUCCUGGAGAACGAGGCCCUGGGCCGCAACCUGGCGCACACGGCAGAGCAGCUGGAGAGGAUGAGCAUCCAGUGUGACGUCUGGAGGAGCAAGUUCCUCGCCAGCAGAGUGAUGGCUGAAGAGCUGACCAAUGCUAGAGCUGCUCUUCAGAGACAGACCAGAGACGCUCAGAGCGCCAUCCAGGACCUCCUGAAUGAGAGAGAGGAGUUCUCCAGAGACAUGGUGCACACACACAGAUCUCUAGAGCAGCUGCUGGUAUCACUACAGUGGGGUCGUCAGCAGACCUACUACCCCAGUGCUCAGCCGCUGAGCACGGGGGAGCUGGCUGUGACCAACCGCAAGCUGGCCGAUGCCAUCAACUCCCACUUACUGGGCAACGUGGGAGGCAGCAGAAGCAGUAGCCCCAAGAGCAACCCGAGCUCGGAGCUGUGCAACACGCCCGCAGAGAAGAUGGCUGAAAAGGUGCUUCGGACUCUGGACCCUAUAUCUGGCGUGGAAAUCAAGGGUGAAGACGACUCGCCUGACUCGCCGCCUUCAUCCUUCCUGCCUAAUAAGAAAAGCAUAGGACGGUUCCACCCGUACACACGAUACGAGAACAUCACUUUCAACUGCUGUGAGCGCUGCAGUGGAGAACUGCUGGUGCUAUAGAGGGGGCCCAGACAGUUUGCUUUCCCUGCUAAUGGAAUAGGUUACAGACAGACUGUUGUUGGAGGUAUGUAGAGUGCUGGUGUCAUACCAUGUGCUCAAGAGACUCAAAGGUACAUUGAUUCUUGGCUUCAUUUUCUUCUCAGCACUAGUUUCGCUCGAGAAAAAUCAAAGCCUAUACACAUUACAUCCAUUGCUUUUCAUGGUGUUGAUGGAAUUUUUGUGCGACAUGAAAUAGGAUAGGGUAGUAAUUGGACGAGUGCAGAAUACUCACAAAUUUGAUUUGGGGAAAAACCAUUUGUAUUUCAUUAGUGUAAUUUGAACCAGUUCUUGUAAAAAUUUCAGGGUGAGUGUGUAUGUUGCCAGGCUUCAAGAGUGUGAACUCUCAGAUACUACACCAAAACUCUGAACAAUUCCCAAAUUACCGUACUAUCCAUUGGAUCACUACUUGGUUCCUGUUUGUAACCAAAGAGCGUUAUUAGUGGAAAAACUCAAGCAUUCCUGGGUGUAGCGAGGCUGAUGUUUGAUUAGUUGUACUGCCCAGGUCAACAUGAACCUUAUUGCAAUAUGAAAAAGGCAUACUUGAAAAGGGGUGCUGCUGUAGAGAGAUUGAUUUGAGAUUAACACGUUUUACUUGAAAUGUCUAAAAAGUUUGUAUUAUGGCUGCAAAAUUGUAAACUGUUUUACAAUUUAUUAUUAUAUUAUGUUUUUAAGUGAUCUGUGUGAAUUUAAUAUGACAAUGGCUGUAUUUAUUAAGACAUAUAUCAGUGGAACUACAUUUGUCACUUUUAUCAAGCAUUUUAUUUGGGUAUAAUAAUAGAAGUGGUAUUUGCUGUACGAUAUGAUGCACAGCUGUGUUUUUAUUUUUUCCCUUAUGCUUUUACACUGAAUUGAAUCCCAAAGUGAUUAUCACUUGUCAUUUCAUAUUUCUAAUACUUUGGGUAAUGGUUUUGACAUUUUAUGGUGCAAGAAUUUUUUUUUCAGUUUGAUAAAAGUAUAAAGUGAUCAUUUGCACAAAUAAGACCACACAAGAGUGAGGAUUCUUAACAGGAGUCUAUCAUUAUUGGAGGAAGUGAUGUCACACUUUGUGAUGCCUUGAUGUGUGAGCUGUAUUGAAACAGUUUAAUACAGCAUAAUCUCAAAUCUCGGAUUUUGUGUUAUCUUUGAGACCAAAAUAAAUUGAUUGUGGUAAA
Molecule: messenger RNA, 2777 nt
Organism: Alosa sapidissima (American shad)
Lineage: Eukaryota; Metazoa; Chordata; Actinopteri; Clupeiformes; Clupeidae
Gene: blzf1
Product: basic leucine zipper nuclear factor 1
Exons: 7
Coding region: 367-1587 (406 amino acids)
Biological process (GO): Golgi organization; Golgi to plasma membrane protein transport
Cellular component (GO): Golgi membrane
Source: RefSeq, a predicted model, not a curated record